Molecule: messenger RNA, 3346 nt
Organism: Passer domesticus (house sparrow)
Lineage: Eukaryota; Metazoa; Chordata; Aves; Passeriformes; Passeridae
Gene: TMED7
Product: transmembrane p24 trafficking protein 7
Exons: 3
Coding region: 112-762 (216 amino acids)
Biological process (GO): endoplasmic reticulum to Golgi vesicle-mediated transport; intracellular protein transport; Golgi organization
Cellular component (GO): endoplasmic reticulum; endoplasmic reticulum-Golgi intermediate compartment; Golgi apparatus
Source: RefSeq, a predicted model, not a curated record
UGCCGCCGCUCGUCCCCUCGGCCACGCCGCGUCCCGCCCGCCGCCCCGCCGCCCCGCCGCCCCGCAGCCCCGAGCUCCUCCGCCCCUCCUCACCUCUCUCCGCGCCGGGCCAUGCCGCCGCGGGGCUCCCGGGGGCCGCUGCCGCCCUUGCUGCUGGUGUGGGCGCUGGCGGCCUGCGCGGCGCGGGCCUCCGAGAUCACGUUCGAGCUGCCCGACAAUGCCAAGCAGUGCUUCUACGAGGAGAUCGCCCAGGGCACCAAGUGCACCCUCGAGUUCCAGGUGAUCACUGGAGGUCAUUAUGACGUUGAUUGUCGGUUGGAAGAUCCCGAUGGCAUUGUACUGUACAAAGAGAUGAAGAAACAAUAUGAUAGCUUUACAUUUACUGCAUCCAGGAAUGGAACAUACAAGUUCUGCUUCAGUAAUGAGUUCUCUACUUUCACACACAAAACUGUGUACUUCGAUUUCCAGGUUGGAGAAGAUCCACCACUGUUUCCUAGUGAGAACAGAGUAACUGCACUUACCCAGAUGGAGUCUGCGUGCGUUUCAAUUCACGAAGCUUUGAAGUCUGUCAUCGACUACCAGACUCAUUUCCGCCUGAGGGAAGCGCAGGGCCGCAGCAGAGCAGAGGAUUUAAACACAAGGGUGGCCUACUGGUCAAUAGGGGAAGCAAUCAUCCUUCUUGUUGUUAGUAUUGGGCAGGUAUUUCUCCUUAAAAGCUUCUUCUCGGAUAAAAGAACCACGACAACACGUGUUGGAUCGUAACCAGUGGCAGUGCUUCAGGUGUGUUACUCGUUAAGAUUAGCGGUUCUCCAAUUUAAUUGUAGGUACAGAGGUCUGACUAUAUGCAACAUUCAAAUGUGUAUAUUCCUCAUCUCUUAAAAAUCACAAAACAGACCCAAAAAGUUACGGAAGUGACACAUAAUCUAAAAUAUUUUUAAGGAUCCUUUGGAACUUAAGUGUUUUAAUUCCCAUAUUAAAAUAUCUGGCAGUGUCUAGUCUCUCUUUAUUUCUACUGAUUGAUACUAAUCCAAACCAAGUUUGAUUUCUACCAGUACAAUUAGUCAUCUGCAGUGUAACACCUUAAAGUAACACAAAGUCUAGUGUCUGAUACAAGAGAUUAUAUAUAUGAAAAUAUCAUUUUAAUUUUCAGGCUGAAUAUCUUGCAUUAUAAAAAAGAAAACAUGAUUAACUGUAGUGCACUGUUUUGAUUUGCUGUUUUAAGAAAAUGGAAUCAUACCCCUUGGUUUUUUGUAAAGUCGUUGAAAGCUUGGCACUACAUUGUGGUACACAUUCUUUAUCAGCCUGGAAAGUCUUCACAAUUUGCUGAGUUUUAUACUUUAUUAUGAUUGCUUAAACAUACAUUCUUCUGUAUUAAAAUGAAUACAUAUUCUCUUUUGCAAUGUUUGUUUUACUGAAGAAAUUGUAAGCUGAGACUACUCAGGAAAUCCACUUCUGCAUACAAAAAAAAAAAUUCCAAAUUUCCAAGUUUAUGUAAAAAACAUGCAGUAGAAUAGGGAGUCUUCUAACUUUGUCAUUGAACCUGUGCAGCACAGCACCAGCACUGGAUGAGGUUAUAUUAUGUGUUAGGCACGUACAAAGCUUUUUACUAAAUUGUUUUCCUAGUAAGAGGGCAAUUUGAUAUUGAUACUGCAUUGCACAAGUGCUGUAAAUAUUCCUCUGUGUGGUGCACUGAGACAUGACAGCCUUGUGCAUCUUAAUUGCCACUCUUAUUUUGUUAGUGGUGAGGAAACGUUUUAAAUAUUUCAGGUUAUCUUUUUGGUAGAGUUAUUAGAGUUACAUUGUUUUCACUGCUUAUGUCUCCAGUAGCUUAUGUAUUGUAAAAUUCUCUUUUAUUUGGUUGUGGAAGGUAGUAAAUGUAUGUACAUGCCCAUAGGUUGAAUUGAGCUGGUCAUAGUAAGGCUAAACUCCUUCAAAUGGCUCUGGAAAAAAAAAAUAGGCUGACAAAUUCUUAAAUGCAUAUAAAAUAAACUAAAGUGAAAAAAUUGUCAUGUAUUACUAGCUAAAUCAAAAGAUGCUUCUUACUCAAGUUCUCGACAAGCAGAGAAAGAGUACUACACCCUUAUUAAUUGCCUAUAGUAUUUCUAGCAAAAAUUUGAAAUUACUUGUUCAUGACACUUGAACAGUCUGAGAAAUUGAUCUAAGAUUACUUGAUUUUAAAAUCAUGAUUGAAAAAAAUAAAAGUGUCCCUACUCUGUUGUGAACUAAUUGACUGCUCUUUUGGAAAGUGAAUGAAAACAUCAGACAGCUCAAAGACUAUUUAGAAGGUCAUGGAGGUAUUAAAUUUCCUUAAGUAAAAUUCAGGAUGUAAAGUUCUGUUGUCCUGUACUGAAUUUUGAAUUUGCAUUCACAUUUUGGGAUGCAGGUUCUCCAGAAACAGACCCACUAAUACAAGAAAACAAAAUUCUGCUUUUGUCUUGCAAUACAAAUCUGUCCCUGCACAGAACAUUCUUGAUUGUACCUCUAUGCUUUCUUCUUGUGCUUCAGCAACUGAUGUCUUUUUGUGCUGCAUUGCACACAGUAGUAAAGCAAGUGGUACACUUCAGGUGCAAGUGUCAAAUGAAAACAUUAUUUACUUUUGCUAGUGUUCAUUAUUUCUGGAGUUUGAAGAUUAGUUAUGUGGCUUUAAUCACAACAAAGGCAUUUGGUUGAACGCUUGAAUUGUGUUGGGGUUUUUUUCUACUGAGUUUUUCUGUGUGCUGGCAAAAGUGGUAAAUAGUGCUAUAAAACUGAUGAUCAGCUAUUGCAUACAUGUCUCUUUAUUUCAUGAUUGUUUGAAUGUGUGGACUGUUCCAUUCAAUGUUACUCCCACAGCAGAGGUUUUGUGGACUUGACUUUUCCAUUAAAGUUAGGUGUCUGAACCAGUGCUCUGGCAUCCUGCUGCAUAAUACGCAGCAACAGCUUAAAAAUGCCUUUAUUUUUGUGUUGUUAAAAACAUGGCACAAACACACGUUUAAACGUAGCUGUAUAUAGUUUUUAACUGACUGAAUAGGAUAUAAUAAAACACACAUGUUAACACGCAGUGGGUGAAGAAGUGCAUUGUGACCUUUGGUUAAAACUGCACCUUUUUAAUAAAUGGGCAGUUUGGUUAAUGGUGUGAUACGCAAGAAAACACCCUGCGUUAAAGGGGAUAUAACUGUGUUUUUAAUUGCUAAAUGCUCUGGGUUUUAGCUAUGCGUUGGAUGUUUUAUGUUUACAAGACUUCUUUUCGUGUCCUGAAAUGUCGGUUCUUUAGUUUGAGGGCAUGGGGGGGAAAAAUUUAGUUUGAAUAAGACAAAAAGUAGAUCCUGUGAAUAUUGUAUGGGAAAAUAAAAAAAUAAUAUAUGAA